GAAAGAGAGAGUGAGGACGGAUGCAAAGAAGGAGAAGGCGGAGGAGGAGGAAGGGAUACAAAAUCAUCUCAGGCUCCCAUGGAUUUAAAGCAGCACUGAGAUUUUAAGAAUAUUAAAAUAUUCCUGCCAAAACAUGCAGCCAAGAUGAAGAUGUGGAUUUUCUUUCUGUGCCUGACCAACGGGUGGGUGCACACAGCCUCCACUGCUGAUGUAACAACUACACCCUCCUCUGCACCGGUGACACCCACUGAAGAUGAGAGCACCCAGCUGGUGGAUUGGUUGAUAAAGUAUGGCUACCUCCCACCCUCAGACCCCACCACUGGUCAGCUGCAGGCCUGGACUGCAGUCACUUAUGCUGUCAGGGCCAUGCAGAGGUUUGCAGGCCUCAAAGACACUGGAGUUGUAGAUGAGGAGACAAUGUCGCUGAUGAAAAGUCCACGCUGCUCUCUACCUGACCAAGAGGAACCAUUCAAAUCAGUGUCCAACCAAGAGGGGACAAACAUGAAGAGAAGGAGGAGAAGGGCAAUCGCCACGUGGACACGCAGGAACAUUAACUGGAGGUUGCGUUCAUAUCCCUCCUCCUCCCAACUGUCCCAGGAAACGAUUCGAUCACUGGUCUUUUAUGCUCUACGAGUGUGGGCCGAUCCAACACCCCUGGAGUUCCAUGAGGUGGGCAGUCCGGAGGCUGCUGACCUACAGGUAGACUUCCUCCAUGGUUACCACGGUGACAGCUAUCCCUUUGAUGGGGCAGGCGGUGCAGUUGGCCAUGCUUUUUUCCCAUCAGAUCCUGCCCGGGCAGGAGGAGUCCAUUUGGAUGCAGAGGAGGAGUGGGCCUUCAGACAGCCAGCCUCUGAAGGUACAGAUCUGUUCACAGUACUGGUCCAUGAGUUUGGCCAUGCACUCGGCCUUGCUCACUCCUCAUCCCGCCACUCGGUGAUGAGACCUUACUACCAGGGUCCUGCUGGAGACCCUCUCCACUACAGCCUGGGAGUCCAAGAUCUGGAGCACAUCACUCAGCUCUAUGGUAAAAGGAAUCAGUUGCUGGCUACUGAUGCUCCCCGUCUUGUCCCAGAGCCUCAGUUGCACCACAAAGGCCACCGUCAACAUCACAGAUAUGACCCCUUCAUAGAUCGCUGUAACACCAGUUUUGAUGCUGUGGCAAGGAUCCGCGGCGAGACUUUCUUCUUCAAAGGUCGGACGAUGUGGCGAGUCAAUGGCGGCAGCUUGGUGUCAGCUCGCGGGGCUUCUGUCAGGAUGCUGUGGAGGGCUCUGCCACCUGACCUACCUCGUAUUGACGCUGUGCUGGAGAGACAGUCAGAUCACGCCAUCAUCUUCAUCAGUGGUUCUCAGUUCUGGCUGUUCAGGGAUCUGUCCCUGCAAGAAGGCUACCCUCAGCCCCUCUCUGCCCUCAGGAUGGGGGUGAAUUUAGCAUCUGAGGAAGAGGAAGAGGAGGAGCAAAAGAAAGCAGCGAGGUGGGGCCUGUUAUGGGACCCCAAGGAAGGCCCUGUGUGGGGGAACAUGGCAAAUCCUGAUGAAGACAGCAAGCAAGAGGACACCUGGACUCAGCUGCUUAGAGAGGGAGUCAGUGGCAUCACCGCAGACAGCGAUGGCUCCGUCUACCUCUUCAAAGGAGACUCCUACUGGAAGUUCACGUUUCCAGGCUCCUCACUGCAGGACGGAUACCCACGAUCUUCAUCCAAAGACUGGCUGGGCUGCACCGACUCCUCCUCAUCCUCACCUCUGGUGGAUGACCUCUCCUUGUCCCCAACUGCAGGAAGACAGGAGCUCAGGGAGAGGUGGAGGGAGGAAGCAGCAGGAAGGAUGAGGGACGGUGGGAGGGAGAGACAUGGACACAAACAUAAAGACGUACAGGACAGGGGUUCACACAUCUGGACACAAUGCACUUGCCAAAAUGGAGCCUUUGAUAGCAGGACACCUUUUGGUGCUGCCUUGCUGUUGAUUACAUGGUCACUUCUGUCUAUUUAAAGCUGCACAAGACAGGAAAGCUGUUUUAUCAGGUUUAAUCAGGAGGUGAAAAGCAACACAUCUGCAAAUAUUCAAGCCGCACAGUCAGGUGAAUAUGGGAACAUCUGCUCUGCAGUCUUUGUAAUAUUCUUGUAACGUACAUCACGUGACAUCACAUUUGGUUCUUGUUGUUCAUCCAUAAAGUGUCAGUCUACAAUAAAGUAGUAAAAGCAGGUCUACAAACAUUUGAUUUCCAUUGUGCUAGCAAUACAAGGUAAAAAGAAUCACGAGAGAACAUGUGAGGUCUUUGUGUCAAACUUGGUUUUUCCUGUGUUUUUGCAGUUCCUUUUUGACAGCCACAAGAGGGUGCACACCAGCACCGACUGAGAAAAUGUAUGGAUUUAUAAGUUGUACCAGCCAAUAUUAUCAUUAUAUUAUUAUUAUAAA
Molecule: messenger RNA, 2412 nt
Organism: Scatophagus argus
Lineage: Eukaryota; Metazoa; Chordata; Actinopteri; Scatophagidae
Gene: mmp17b
Product: matrix metallopeptidase 17b
Exons: 12
Coding region: 145-1986 (613 amino acids)
Biological process (GO): extracellular matrix organization; collagen catabolic process; proteolysis
Cellular component (GO): extracellular matrix
Molecular function (GO): metalloendopeptidase activity; zinc ion binding
Source: RefSeq, a predicted model, not a curated record